GAUAAUAUCUAUUUUUAACACAUGCAGGAGAAAAUUAAAAUUGGCCAAAAUCUAAAAACCUAGAUCAGGAUAUUUCCGAAACUUGGGUUCUUCCGUCUUCUUCACUUCCUCUUUUCUUCAACUCCUCCAGCUGAGUAUCAGUCCAACUCCAACCCAUCAAAAAUGGAUACACCGCCUUUCAAUUUCAGUUGUUGCUAAUGUCGUGUUGACACACAGGCACAGAAAACACCUGACCAUGUCUGCGCUUUUGGCGGCAAUGUUUGGCCUGGUCUUCUACAUGCUGGUGCGCCUACUUCAUUUGACGCAACCGUCCUCCGCCCCACUUCUGUACGUCAAGGACCGUUCCUCCGACUUUGUCCAGUCGGUUCUCACUCUGUGCCCAAUUUUGAAUCAGCCGUAUGUACCGACAUUGCUGUGGGGCAAAAGUGGCCACAUUCAAACCAUUCUGUAUGCCAAGAUGGGCAGGGUCAACAUGCCGGUACCUAACGGAGUCCGCCAUACCACAGGCAUGGCCGAUGGAGCUACGCUAACCUUUGACCUGUAUGAGCCCGAGGUUCCUCACAAGACAGGAGGGUCAUACUGCAUUAUCUUCUGCCCUGGCAUAGGGAACUCAAGUGAAUCCCCGUACAUACGCACGCUGGUGCAUCACGCACAAAAGAACGGCUACAUCAGUGUGGUGCUGAAUCAUUUGGGCUCAUUGAAGAAUACACCAUUAUCCUCACCUCGAAUAUUUUCUUAUGGCGGUACAGAAGAGCUUGGCUUGGUACGAGCGGAAGUAGAGCGUCUGUACCCGCACUGCCACCUGGUUCUGGUGGGGCUGAGCAUGGGAGCUAACAUUGUAGUCAAGUAUCUGGGAGAGUCAGCUGCCCACCAGAAGGGCAUCCUGGCCGCUGUCUCCUUCUGCCAGGGCUAUGACGUCAACAGGGCGGUGGAAGUACUGACCUCAUGGACCAACCUGCGGCAGGGAUAUGUGUACGUUAUGACUGCCAACCAGAAGCGGAUCAUCAAGCGGCACAAAGAUAUCUUGUUGUCUGAUGAAGAAAAACAGCGCAUCGGAGUGGCGGACGAGCAAGAGGUCUUCUCUGCUCAUCUCCUCUCUGGUCUGGACGAAGCUUACACAAGGAAGCUGUUUGGUUUUAACAGCCGGGAAGAGUUCUACCAUCAUAGUAGUUGCAGUCACUACCUGUCCAAUGUGCAGACACCUUUGCUGAUCGUUAACUCUGCUGACGAUCCCAUUGUACCAGAGACUCUGUUCGAAUAUCCGCUGGAAGCCUCUCAGAAGCUACAGAACUGCAUCUACGCUAUUACCAAACACGGGGGUCACUUGGGCUUCUUUGAGCACGGCUGGUUUUGGCCCCACAGCCUCACAUGGAUGGACAGACUGAUUGUGGAGUUUGCAGAUGCCAUCACCUCUCUACAUAACAGCGGAGAAUUGGAGAAACUGACAACGCUGGAUGAGUCGAAGGGCAGGGAAGAGAUCAAAGAGAGCGCGGAUUUUGUUGUGGCGUAAGAAGUCACAGCAAGAUUGUCCCAGUUUCCCAGUCUGUUGUAAGACUAGUUAAACUUUCUAAUGUGCUUGUAAUAUCUUUCAAGGUCAGUUAAGAAACUCGGUAUUGAAUAAAAUUAAAAGAUAGUGAAUUGGAAGUAUGGUUGCAGAAAAUGCCUCCCAACUUGGACAAAUGCCCUCAUCUUGAAAAUAUUUACUCAUUGUUUUCACAUAGCUGCCAAAUGGUAGGAAAGAAAUUAAUUAGAUAUGUUUUUGAGGGCCUUAAUAUGUUUUUGUAUUAGAAAAAGUGAAGCUUGCUGACAAAAUUAGUUACUUCUCGGAUUCAAUUCUUACGGAAAUAGGUGAAGUUUUUAAAAUUUUAUAAGAAUGUAAUGAUAAUAGGCAUGUUAUACUUCGAGCAUUUGGCAUCAAUAAAAAAUCUACAAAUUUGACCGUAUUUGGCCAAUAUCUGGAUUUGUGGAUAGCGAGAAGUAACUCAUUUUGUCAGCACGCCUCACAAAUAUGUAUUGUCUUUUUUCUGGUAUUGCUUCUCACAGACUUUGGGAUUCUAAAGAGAAAUUAUGAACUUCAAUGCUCACCAUCUUACCCCGUGGCGUGGGUAGAGUCUGUAUCAUGGUUUUGAAAAGUUGGCAGUUAUGUAGUUGAUAAAAACUAUCUACACACAGGAAGUUGUGUACCUUAUCUCAAAGAAGUACCUGUGAGUUUUGUGAGAAGAAUAUUUGACACUAAAAUGUUUCUCGUAGAAAAUAGGUAGUGCAAGUGAAUCUGUAUAUAGAUUAUGUCAAAGUGAGCUAUUUAGUCUCUUUAAGGUCCGAGCAUAGUCAAUGUCUUUAUCGGCCGUAAAAGUUGUCAAAAUGAGCUGAGCAUAGUCAAAACUGUUUUCACAUGUGGUGAUUUCAUUCCCCUAUGCAAUUCCACUUUUUUUAUUACACUUUUCUUCCCAUUAUUUAUAACACAUAAAAUCUCACUUCACAGAUAAUAUACGCGGACUUACGCUUCACAGCCUCAUAAUCUCACUUCACAGAUAAUAUACGCGGACAUACGCUUCACAGCCUCACAAUUUUGGUAAACCCUAAUAUUGCACUCUUAUCGUCAUUUUUACCAGCACAGUUUGUAAGAAGUCAGUUCUGAACUCGCAAUAUAUAUAUACGGGACAGAAUUCAAACAUGCUUUCUUAGCCUAAAAGAAAAAGAACCCUUUAAUGAAUGCUUGUUUUUGUGGAUGAUGUAAGUUUUUUAAAAUACUUUUUCAGGUGCUUGCAAAUAUUUAUUGUAUUCAGAUGACUGCAGCUGCAUGUAGUAGCUGGAUUUGAGAGUAGCAUACUUGUAGGCUAACACUAACACUACUCAGAAGUUACCCCGUGUCAGAGGCUGGGACCACAUUUUAUUAAUAUUCCGGUGACUGAGAAAAUGUUACAGUUCCACUGUGGAACGUGGUGCUGACUGACCACUGUAAGGCAUGAUAAAAAAGAGUGUGGGACAUGAUUUAGGGGUUACCACUCUGGGAAGUGAUCAGCGCUUCCAAUCUUCCAUAUUUUUAUGGAAAUCCGUACUUUCUGACAGUUCCGAACUUGCUCCCCAAUCGUUAUCAACUCCAUCUGUAAAAAAGUGCGAUAGUGUAGGGCUACCGAAAUUCUGAGGCAAAUGGCCUCCAUUGCGUCGUCUUGUAUAAGUAAGUUACAGAAUAUAUUUACAGUAAUUUGUCGGCAAUAAGUAAAAAUAUUAUAGGAACCUGCCAGGCCGGGGAGUAUGAGGAAAUUUGUGAAAAACCCCCAGAAUAUAAAAAUCAAAAUCGGAUUGGUCAGUAAAUUCAUUUUUGCCGAUCGCGAUUGUGAUGUUCGUUUGACUUUUCCUGGUCCGAGAGUACGCUUCACACGAACAAGCAGCUAUGGCGGCCAAUGGAAGUGUAUGUGACACUGAGAUUCCAUCAGGAUAAUCAAGAUCUACUUUCACUUUCUUUACCACCCAGAAAUUUGCCGAUGAUAGCCUGAUACUGCAACAUUUGUGACAUGUGGGUCGUGCAUUAUAAACGCUGUGCGCCAUGCAAAUAAAUCAGCAUUUGUCAUUUGUAAAGAAAA
This is a messenger RNA of Aplysia californica (California sea hare), 3584 nucleotides long. Its product is annotated as monoacylglycerol lipase ABHD2. Gene Ontology annotation, molecular function: acetylesterase activity; monoacylglycerol lipase activity. Gene Ontology annotation, biological process: medium-chain fatty acid biosynthetic process; acylglycerol catabolic process; steroid hormone receptor signaling pathway. Lineage: Eukaryota; Metazoa; Mollusca; Gastropoda; Aplysiida; Aplysiidae. The coding region runs from base 236 to 1510 and encodes 424 amino acids. The transcript has 10 exons. Gene Ontology annotation, cellular component: sperm flagellum; sperm plasma membrane. The record is from RefSeq and is a predicted model, not a curated record.